Cuscuta europaea is the source of this 1891-nucleotide messenger RNA. The record is from the annotation of a GenBank genome assembly. NCBI's taxonomy places the organism in Eukaryota, Viridiplantae, Streptophyta, Magnoliopsida, Solanales, Convolvulaceae.
UUUACAUUCUACGAACUAGCUCCACAUAUACUUUUCUUGUUUCAGUCCGGAGUUCUGAAAAUGGCUUCACAUUUCUCUGCGCCUUCAAUGAUAUUGGAAGAAGAGAGGAGAUUUGAGGAGGAGGUGGCAGAGGUGGAAGCAUGGUGGAACUCCGAGAGGUUCAAGCUGACACGCCGCCCAUACACAGCAAGGGACGUGGUGGCGCUUCGAGGCCACCUGAGGCAAAGCUACGGAUCGGACGAGAUGGCAAAGAAGCUGUGGAGGACACUGAAGAGCCACCAAGCAAACGGGACAUCAUCGAGAACCUUUGGGGCGCUUGACCCGGUCCAAGUCACGAUGAUGGCGAAGCAUCUGGACACCAUUUACGUCUCCGGGUGGCAGUGCUCCUCCACCCACACCUCCACCAAUGAGCCGGGCCCAGACCUCGCCGACUACCCCUACGACACCGUCCCCAACAAGGUGCAGCACCUCUUCUUUGCUCAGCAGUACCAUGACCGGAAGCAGAGGGAGGCCAGGAUGAACAUGGGCAGGGAGGAGAGGGCCAAGACUUCCUUCAUUGAUUACUUGAAACCCAUCAUCGCUGAUGGAGACACCGGCUUUGGCGGCGCCACUGCCACCGUCAAGCUCUGCAAGCUGUUCGUGGAACGUGGCGCAGCUGGAGUCCACAUUGAGGACCAGUCCUCUAUGACCAAGAAGUGUGGACACAUGGCCGGGAAGGUACUGGUUGCCGUGAACGAGCAUAUAAACAGGCUUGUCGCCGCUAGGCUGCAAUUUGACAUAAUGGGCACCGAAACCGUGCUGGUGGCACGUACAGAUGCCGUGGCAGCUACUUUGAUUCAAACCAAUGUUGACACCCGGGACCAUCAGUUCAUUUUGGGAGCAACAAACCCGAACCUAAAAGGCAAGGGUGGCCUGGCGACGGUCUUGACCGAGGCCAUGGCCGCCGGAAAAACAGGGCCGGAGCUCCAAGCCAUAGAGGACAACUGGCUAUCAAUGGCACAUCUGAAGACGUUCGCCGAACACGUGGGUGAUGCAAUCAGCAGGCUGAACAUAGGGGAGGCGGAGAAGCAGAAGAGACUGAAGGAAUGGAGGAAUCUCUCAACGUACGAGAAAUGCCUGGCGAACGAACAGGGCAGGGAGAUCGCGGAGAAGCUGGGAGUGAGCAUGAACAGCCUGUUCUGGGACUGGGACUUGCCGAGAACCAGAGAAGGGUUCUACAGAUUCAGAGGGUCAGUGGAGGCCGCCAUUGUCAGAGGGUGGGCGUUCACCCCUCACGCCGACCUCAUUUGGAUGGAGACGGCCAGCCCGGACAUGGUAGAGUGCACGAAAUUCGCAGUGGGCGUGAAAUCGGUGCACCCAGAGAUGAUGCUGGCUUACAACCUCUCGCCAUCCUUCAACUGGGACGCGUCUGGAAUGAGCGAUGAGCAGAUGAAGGAUUUCAUCCCCAGGAUCGCCAAGUUGGGGUACUGCUGGCAGUUCAUCACCCUGGCUGGCUUCCAUGCCGACGCCCUCAUCGUGGACACUUUCGCCAAGGAUUUCGCUGCCAGGGGAAUGCUAGCAUAUGUGGAGAAGAUACAGAGGGAGGAGAGGAAGCAUGGAGUGGACACAUUGGCUCAUCAGAAAUGGUCGGGUGCGAACUACUAUGACAGGGUUCUCCGGACUGUUCAGGGAGGCAUCACCUCUACUGCUGCGAUGGGGAAAGGGGUAACUGAGGAGCAGUUUCAAGAAACAUGGACAAGACAAGGAACAACGGACAGGGGAGAUGGAGGUGUGGUGAUUGCCAAGGCUAGACUGUAAAGCACACCACCCAAGAAGCAAAGGAAGAUGAUAUGAUAUGGGAGCUUUGAACCUUUGUAUUUGGAAAAAGUACAAUAAUCUUUUAAUCUUUGUG